CUGUCAUGAUUUUGAUCCGAAUCCACGAUUAGAUCUUUUGAGGAAAUAGUUUUGUUUUGUUCGAUUUAUGAUCGGUGGUGGAUCUAUUGAUUCCUUGCUUGUUUUCUCUUUGGGUUUAUCACUCUUUUGAAGCUGCUUUGCUUUGACCUUUUUAGUGGGAUUGAGAUCUAUUUUUGAUCACAAAAGGAUACACACUAUGGCCAAAGGAGUUGCAGUUUUGAACAGCAGCGAGGGUGUUAAGGGGACUAUCUUCUUCACCCAGGAAGGACAAGGUGUGACCACUGUGACUGGAACAGUUUCUGGCCUUAAGCCUGGUCUUCAUGGUUUCCAUGUCCAUGCUCUUGGUGACACCACUAACGGUUGCAUGUCUACUGGUCCACAUUUCAACCCUGAUGGUAAAACACACGGUGCCCCAGAGGAUGCUAAUCGACAUGCUGGCGACCUAGGAAACAUCACUGUUGGAGACGAUGGAACUGCCACCUUCACCAUCACUGACUGCCAGAUUCCUCUUACUGGACCAAACUCUAUUGUUGGAAGGGCUGUUGUUGUCCACGCAGACCCUGAUGACCUCGGAAAGGGAGGACACGAACUCAGCUUGGCUACCGGAAACGCAGGCGGCCGUGUUGCCUGUGGUAUCAUUGGUCUCCAGGGCUAAAGCUUUUCUGUUUCCAAAGAAGAGAUUGAUGUAAUAAGGAGGUCCAACUGGUUUGGUAAUGUUUGUGUAUCUUUUGGUGUGUGGCUAUAACUUUCUGAGCUUAGUUGCUCAAAGCAUUUGUAGUUCAGACAGAAAACAGAGAAAAUUCCGUACUUUUACCAUUUAAUGAAUAAAAGAGAGAGUUGGUUUAACAGUGA
Molecule: messenger RNA, 852 nt
Organism: Camelina sativa (false flax)
Lineage: Eukaryota; Viridiplantae; Streptophyta; Magnoliopsida; Brassicales; Brassicaceae
Product: superoxide dismutase [Cu-Zn] 1
Biological process (GO): superoxide metabolic process
Molecular function (GO): copper ion binding
Source: RefSeq, a predicted model, not a curated record